GUGUUUUGAUCUGUUUGGUUAUUUUCUCCUCGCGUGCGUGUUUUUCGAGGAAAAUUAAGUUCAAAGUAUAAUUAAGACUUAUUUAGAGUUUAACUAUGUCACAACAGGAGGUUUCGUGCGGUCUGGAGUACUUAGUGGCGCCAGAUUUGCAAGGAAGUUUAACUGAAGCGUUUCACGCAAACUAUUCGUUUGUCGUGACGCCGGUCGUGCACCCUAGGUUUCGGAGGCAUCAUGUAGCUCAUGGGAGUAGAAUAGGAGGGUUCACGAGGUCGGACAUGAUCCUUUCACCACAGGAUUGGACGAGUAGGAUAGUGGGACGGUUGUCUCCGUACUUGAACGUGGAUAGUCCGAACGACGUGGUUCGGCAGAGACAUGAGGAUUGCAUGAACGAGGAGCUGUCUUAUUCCAAAGGGCUGGGGCUGCCGGCCCUACUGGUGACAGUGCAUGGCGAGAAUACCCAUAACUUGGCCCGGAAUUUGAUGAGCUAUUUGGAAAACAGCCAUCACCCAACAUUGGUAUGGGCUCAAGUGCCCAUGCAGUGUAGCCGGACAUUACGGAACACUAUAGACAAAGGCCUGGAUGAUGAUGAGGAAGCCUGGAAUGAACCGUGGCUAUGGUGGUCUAAGUUUCAUGAAAGAUUGCAAUGGGACAAAAGAGUAGGUGUGGUCCUUGAGCUUUCUGCCGACCUUCCGUCCGAGGAGAUCAUGAAAAGGUGGCUCGGAGAACCUGUGAAGGCUGUCAUACUUCCAACUAAUAUCUUCCACAACAACAAGAAAGGCUACCCAGUGCUAUCCCGGGCCCACCAGCAAGUACUAAUAUCCCUGGUGGAGCAUGAAGCCCAAGUUGUGAUGAGCGGCGCCCGGCGCGCGAGUAUAGAGCACUAUCGCCAGUACAUCGCCAGGCUCUGGGCAAGGCGCCCGGCGCCCAAUCAGGACCCCAUGAUGGACUAUGCUAGGGGAUGGGAAGACUACCUCCAAACGCCUCUGCAGCCGCUAGCAGACAACCUGGACACGCACACAUACAACGUUUUCGAGAAGGACCCCAUCAAAUAUGACCAGUACCAAAAGGCCAUCACGCAGGCACUACAGUAUUUGCUCAAGAAAAGGGAACAAAGUUCUUCUGAUCAGAAUGAAACCAAAGACCUAUCAGACGUGAUCAACCGACUGCAGCUAGGGUCAGGGGACACUAAGCUUGAGGACAAAGAUUCUCCCAUCGUGGUCAUGGUGCUGGGAGCGGGCCGCGGGCCGCUCGUGAGAGCCGCGCUCAACGCCUCCGAUAUUGUGCAGACUAAGAUUAAGGUUAUAGCAGUCGAGAAGAACCCGUGCGCAGUGGUAGUGUUAGAAGCACAAGCACGAGAGCUAUGGAGCUCCCGUGACGUCACUGUAGUCCCGGGCGAUAUGCGAAGGUUACAGCUAGCAAAUAAGGCGGAUAUCAUCGUUUCAGAGCUACUUGGGUCCUGGGGUGACAACGAGCUGUCCCCCGAAUGCCUGGACGGAGCGGCCGGCCUGCUGAAGCCCGACGGCGUGUCCGUCCCGCGCCGGUACACUUCCCACGUGGCCCCCGUGUCGAGUCCGAGGCUAUGGGCCGCUGCUAAAGCAGCCGUGGCCUUGGCACCGCACAAGAAUAACCUUGAGAUGCUGUGGGUCGUUUAUAUGCAGAAUAAACACGAUAUCGCUGAAACUAAGCCAGUAUUCACAUUCGAGCAUCCAGCCAAAGCGGUCCGGGACCACGAGGGUCAAGGCGUGACGGAUCAUCAAGGACUCCCCGCUACUGAUAACAGGAGACAGUGCACACUCACAUGGACUGCAGAACAGGACAACGUGAUGCACGGUUUCGGCGGCUACUUCGACUGCCAGUUGUUCGGCGAGGAGGAAAUCAGUAUACUGCCCGCCACGCAUAGCAACGGCAUGAUAUCCUGGUUCCCUGUCUUCAUUCCUAUCAAGACGCCCCUCCGCGUAAGCAAAGGCGACAUCAUCACCGCUCGUUUCUGGCGCUGCGUGGACUCGCACCGCGUGUGGUACGAGUGGCUCGUGGAACUCGGCGGCCGCUGCACCGAACUGCACAACUGCGCGGGCAACAGUGCCGAGAUGCUCUUAUAGUAACCUGUACAAUAGUUAUAUCAUCGCUGUGCUACUGCAUACGCACCCAGUGCGAAGCUCUGUACGAGUGGCUACACCGCAUGUUGCAUCUAUCUAUCUAUCUAUAGCAGCCUCUAAAGCGCCCGUCUUCGGACAUAGGCCUCCUCUCCAUUCCUCCACGCUUGCCGGUCCAUUGCCAUCCGGAUCCAGUUAUCGCCAGCUAGUUGGCAGAUGUCCUCUCCAUCUAAAGAGGGGGCUUGCCGCGACCACGGGUGUUAGCGGGCUUCCACACCAUUGUUCAUCUCGCCCAGCGACUAUGGUCCAUCCUGGCAAUGUGCCCAAUGUGCAAUGUGUGUAUGUUGCAUAUAUUUACCUAAAUCCAUAUAAAAAGGUUUUUACAAUAUGGACAGUCAACCAAAUCGUGCCACAAAAAAAAAAUUAAAAUCGGACCACGGGUCUCGGAGUAAUCGGUGAAGACAUGAACCCCAAUUAGAUAUUGAAGUGAUUCUAUGAUCAGUUAUGACUCGUCGUUGAUUCCGUCAACGCCAUGCAAGGUUUAAGUAGGCUCGCGCUAAUGACAAGAUUUGUUUGACCGUCUUUAUUAAACUUGUAUAGUUUAUAAACAGAGCUAAAGAUCUUUCUGAAGAGUGGCGCAAUUGUGUAUUGAAUUUAGUGCAUUUUUAGUCUACAUGCCAGCAAAAUUUAAAAUUUUGUCUUGUUAUGUGAUACCACCGAUAGUGUAUAAAAAUAACCAUUGUUAUUUUGUAUUCUAUGUAUAUCUGUUUAAACCAUUAAUAUCUUACGAAGUGACAUAAAGUAACUUGCAAUGUUACUAUAAAAUGUUAUGUACCUAUAAUUAUUGACAUUAUAUGUUUUUAAAAACAUAUAAAUAUUGAUGUACUAAGAAUUUGUUAUCUCUUUCAAUAGCACCUAGCAUGUUAUUUUAUCACGAACAUAAUGUAAACGUUGCUAGCAUACAGACACUAGCAACGAUGUUUCCGUAUACCUAACUAAAAUCUCACCAGACAGGCAAGCAUGGUCGCGCGAUAAAUGAUAAAACAUCAGGCCAUCCCUAUCGCACUAUUUGUAAGUGCGACAGUCUUGGACAAAUAGACAAGUGGCCAAUAAUAGCUCCGUAGCGUAUCGUUAUAUCUCUAUUUUGUCGCACUAAUACUGAAAAGAGAUAGAGAAUCAUGUAAACGAUUGGCUACUUGUCUAUGCACACUGUCGGGUCCCACAGAUUUGAAUGCAUUGCAUUUGGUGGUUUAAAUGGUCCAUGAUAAAACCAUGCUAAGGACAUUUUAUUAUAAGUGAUACAAAUAUGUGAUCUUGUUAAAUGUUACAUGGUAAUGUAAAGAUUAAGUUUUAAGGAUACUUACGAAAUAUAAGAGUCAUUUUUA
This is a messenger RNA of Leguminivora glycinivorella, 3478 nucleotides long. RefSeq names its product protein arginine N-methyltransferase 5 (gene csul). The transcript is spliced from 11 exons. The record is from RefSeq and is a predicted model, not a curated record. The coding region runs from base 96 to 2099 and encodes 667 amino acids. Gene Ontology annotation, biological process: regulation of DNA-templated transcription; peptidyl-arginine N-methylation. NCBI's taxonomy places the organism in Eukaryota, Metazoa, Arthropoda, Insecta, Lepidoptera, Tortricidae. Gene Ontology annotation, cellular component: cytosol; nucleus.